Molecule: messenger RNA, 1528 nt
Organism: Coregonus clupeaformis (lake whitefish)
Lineage: Eukaryota; Metazoa; Chordata; Actinopteri; Salmoniformes; Salmonidae
Gene: nudt6
Product: nudix (nucleoside diphosphate linked moiety X)-type motif 6
Exons: 5
Coding region: 291-1262 (323 amino acids)
Molecular function (GO): ADP-ribose diphosphatase activity; NAD binding; NADH pyrophosphatase activity
Source: RefSeq, a predicted model, not a curated record
GCUAAAUGACGUAGUAAAUUCUGCUUUGCUACUCUGUUUACAAUUUUGCGCGAAAACGGACAAUGUAUUAAAAUAUAUAUUUAGAAAAUUAUAUAGCUUUGUAUGGUAUGCUUUUAGUUGUUAGCAACUUACAAAAACACAACAUGUAGCAAAGAUGUCCAAAAUAAUGCGAAGUACUAGUGUAUUACGGUAUUUAUGCAACUUCAGUGUUGACUUUUAUGUAACCAGCGAGUAAAUUCAUAUUUCACGGACGCGUUUUUCAUCUAAAUAUAUUUCAAGGCUUUCGUAACAUGGCAACACUUACUCGCAAACUAUUACCUCUUGUAAGAAACGCGCUUUCAAAUCAAACGCGCCGCGCAUACGCGCAUACAGGGUCAACGACGGCUGUUCGAGCAUUCACAUGCUCAGCAAACCGGUUACAACUACAGAACGAGCAUGGGACAAAUGCCCAUGUUUUGACUGGGAAAGUGGACAGAUUCGGCGGAGUGACAGUGAACCUCGGUGACAGUGAUUUCCCGUCGGAUAUCAGCGAAGGAGUAUUUAGUAAUCUAUUGCGAGACUCUUUGGCUCAGUGGAGGACAGAGGGCCGGGUGGCAGUCUGGCUUCAUGUGCCCAUCUCUUUGAGCCGCUGUGCCGCAGAAGCUUCUGCUCAUGGCUUCACCUACCAUCACGCCAAGCAGGACCAAGCCAUUCUGGCUCUGUGGCUGGGAGAUGGGCAGAGCAGGCUGCCCGGGUUUGCUACCCAUCAGAUUGGAGUGGCAGGUGCAGUUGUUGAUGAGUCAAAUGGAAAGGUUCUCGUCGUUCAAGACAAAAACAAGACAGUAAAUGCAUGGAAAUUCCCUGGAGGGCUCUCGGAUCCAGGAGAAAACAUUGGCACCACUGCGGUCCGUGAGGUCUUUGAGGAGACGGGAGUCCGCUCUGAGUUCAAGUCCCUUCUGAGCGUCCGGCAGCAACACAACCACCCGGGUGCUUUUGGUAUGUCCGACAUGUACAUCAUCUGCCGCCUAAGCCCCCUCACUUAUGACAUCAACUUCUGCACCCAGGAGUGCCUGCGCUGUGAGUGGUUGGAGCUAACCGAGCUAGCCAAGACUAAUGCCACAACACCCAUCACUAGCCGCCUAGCCAGGCUCCUGCUUCAUGGACUAAACCAGGGCUUCAACAAGAUUGAUCUGGCUAUGGAGGAGCUGCCAGCUGUCUACUCAGGGAGGUUCUACCAGCUGUACCACAGGGAGCUGCCGCCGGUGCUCAAACACAACGCCUGAGGACAGGGUCCGCCUUGCCUAGCCUAGCACAGCGAUGCUAAUUGCACUAGCACGUCAGUGCUUGUCAUAUUAGCGUGUGGAUGAUGUUUUACCAUAGUACUUGAAGUGUAUAUUCAUGGCAGACUGGAAUAGGUUUUUAUGUUACAAGGGAAGGAGGGUGUAGCAAAUGGUACCGAUGAUGAUCACUGUAAAGGACAUUUUGCACAAAUCACAAGAUGUACCUCUUGUCUGUAAAAAAUCUAAUAAAAAUACACAAUUUGAAGAAA